CCAGUCGAGUCCGAAUCUCUUCCAGCGUGCGGCGUGUGUGAGUGAGUGAGCUGAUUCCUCGGAGGGAACUCCAUACGCGUACGUGCAGAAUAUAAGCAGAAGCCAUCCACAGAACAGCCAGCGGCCAGAACAGUUGCCAAUUGCAGAAUCCGAAUCGGAACCAAACCCAAGCAGCCGCAAUGACUACUUACAUGAAGAUAUUCGAGGAGCGCAUCUCCGGCCUGUCCAAGGGCGUGGAUGAGACUGUGGACAGCUGGUUCCUGAUGAGUUCCCCGGCGCCUGUCUUUGGUGUGGUUUUACUCUACCUUGCGUUUAUUCUGAAGAUCGGACCCGAGUUCAUGAAGAACCGCAAGCCCAUGGAUCUGAAGCGUAUCAUGGUGUUCUACAACGCCUUCCAGGUCUGCUACUCCAUUUGGAUGUGUCGCACGUCCAUCCAGGAGAGCAAUGUGAUAUCCUCCAUCUUCUCGAAGAAGUGCGAAAUCAAUCGCACGCGUGAACAGAAUCUGGCUUUGUACUCGGGAGCCUGGUUCUACUUCUUCUCGAAGAUCAUCGACCUGCUGGACACGACGUUCUUUGUGCUGCGCAAGAAGAACAACCAGGUGUCGUUCCUGCAUGUCUACCACCACACAAUCACCGUGCUCUUCUCCUGGGGCUACCUGAAGUACGCGCCCGGCGAGCAGGGCGUGAUCAUUGGCAUCCUCAAUUCGGGCGUGCACAUCAUGAUGUACUUCUACUACAUGGUGGCGGCCAUGGGACCCCAGUACCAGAAGUACCUCUGGUGGAAGAAGUACAUGACAAGCAUCCAGCUGAUCCAGUUCGUCCUGAUCCUCGGCUACAUGCUGGCCGUCGGCGCCAAGGGCUGCAACAUGCCCAAGACACUCACCUUCUUCUUCGUGGGUAACACCGUCAUCUUCCUAUAUCUGUUCGGCAACUUCUACCGCAAGACCUACAACAAGAACAAGGGCAUCGAUGGCAGCUCCCGGACCGGCAGCAGUCUGGCCCAGUCCGCACUCCGCGCCGCCGGCGGCAUGGGCUGCAUGCCCACCCAGACCCAGAUCACAAGCCAGAGCCAGAGCCAGGGCCAGGUACAGCCGGCCAAGGCAUACAUCGAUCUGAACAACAACAGCGUGAAGCCGCUGAAGGUGGAAUGAGCGCGAGCCCCCGUUUGGUUGGGUUUCAGUUUAGCAAUUAUUGUUUUGUAGAGCGGGGCUUUAGUUUAGUUUGUAGUGUAUCUUAAUCUCUAUAUCUACGCAUCUGUAGCAGGCACAACGUACCAUCUACGAUGUAUGUAUAAUGUUUAUGCCGAGCAGCCGAAGAUUACAACCCAAAAAAUAGCUAGGAUCGUAAGAGUGUGCCUGAUCUGAUUGUGGACAGUCUGACUGAGUAUGUGUUAAUGUUUUCCAGAGUUUGAGUUUGAUUUUGCGUUUGAUUUUGAGUGUGCGAGUGUGAUAGAGUUUUUAUUAAUGAAAUGCAGCCGUAAAUCGUUUCUCGAAUUGUCAUCUCGGAAACAAGAAAAAUUGAAUAAAACUUUGAUUUUUUAUCUUUAACAAAACCAA
Drosophila persimilis is the source of this 1556-nucleotide messenger RNA. It is a transcript of the gene bond, whose product is annotated as elongation of very long chain fatty acids protein 7. The transcript has 4 exons. The coding region runs from base 180 to 1151 and encodes 323 amino acids. Gene Ontology annotation, molecular function: fatty acid elongase activity. The record is from RefSeq and is a predicted model, not a curated record. Gene Ontology annotation, biological process: sphingolipid biosynthetic process; fatty acid elongation, saturated fatty acid; fatty acid elongation, monounsaturated fatty acid. Lineage: Eukaryota; Metazoa; Arthropoda; Insecta; Diptera; Drosophilidae. Gene Ontology annotation, cellular component: endoplasmic reticulum membrane.